Messenger RNA from Klebsormidium nitens, 1341 nucleotides. NCBI's taxonomy places the organism in Eukaryota, Viridiplantae, Streptophyta, Klebsormidiophyceae, Klebsormidiales, Klebsormidiaceae. The record is from the annotation of a GenBank genome assembly.
AUGCUUGACUGUACAAUCUCCGCUCCCCAUCACUCAUUCCUCUUGCAGAGCGCAGUCAAUGUCAGCUUAAGGAAAACCCUUCCAAAGCGCAGCCAAGCACCCAGAUUCCAACUAAGUUCUUCCCAAUGUACAGCCUUCCCUCCGUGUCAACGCUCUUUCACACCCCCACGAUCAGAUCAAGGUUCACUUGUACCCGCCUUGCCCCGUCCCCACACCCUGCACAUACCAGGUUUGCUUUUGACCACAACCUUAACCAGCCGGUUAAGCAGAGCUUACCCCCCGGCUCAAAGGUGCGCUAGCGAGGGCCGAGCGCCGAUGCAGACCGCCCCAGCUUUUGAGGACGACGAGAACGAGGAUGAGGAGAUGCAGGUGAUCGCUGUUGCGAGCACGGAGUAUAACGAGAUCGUGGUGUUGCGGAUCCCCGAGAAGACGGACCAUCCGUACGCUGGAGCCAAAGUUCUUCUAUUAGAUCUGACAGGUAACAUCCACAGCAUGUUGUGGGAGGGCCAUGCCUGGACAUACUCCUAUUGGGACGAGUUUGUUGCGCUCCCGCCAGUCAUUCCCGAAGGACCCGUGGGCUUCCUCGGUUUGGCGGGCGGAACAGGCCCCGCGCUCUACCGGCGACAAUGGCCGGCGCUUCAAGUGGAGGGGUGGGAGAUUGACGGGGAGGUGGUCCGACUUGCACGCGAGCAUCUUGGCCUCGCUGAUCUCGAGAGGCCCACCGAAGAGGGGGGGCGGCUAGUGGUCAACGUAGGUGACGCGCUUGCGCCUGAAGCGAGCGUCGAAGGGGGUUUUGCAGGCCUCGUUGUGGAUCUCUUCAGCCAUGGCACGGCCCUUCCGGAGCUUUGGGAGGCUGACACGUGGCGGGAUCUGAAGGCAAAGCUGCGCCCCGGGGGCCGCAUCCUCGUGAACGUCGGGUCCGCGUCGACGGGACUGCAAGGAAACGCCAGUGAUGACGUCACUGAAUUUUCGCGUGGUGCUGGUCAACCGGGCCGACUAGUGCUCGAGGCGAUGCAGGAGGUGUGGCCCGGAGAGUUGCUGGUACGACGGUUAGACACCCUCUCAGACAACGUGGUCGCUCUGACGGGGCCUCUUCCAGACCUGGACCGGUGGGCGGCGGCGGUUCCGCCCAAUCUAGCGAAGGGAGUGAAGGAGUUCAAGUUGCUGGAAGCUCUUGGCUCGUAGAGGGGGAACGGAAACAUCGAAAGGCUCGGGCUCGAACUGAACUGCUCAAGAAUCAGGGAAGAAGAAGCAAUCAGACUGAUUGGACGUACGCAAAUGAACAGCCACGAAUAUAAUAGCCAAGGACCUGCUUAAUUAGCGUGCGAAAGAGUGCAUGAG